GUCGUAGUCUCAUUUGAAGACUCUAUUUCAAGUAUUAGUGUCAAGUCUAUAUAUUAGACUCUGUGUCAAGUCUCAGUGUCAAGAUUUGUUUAUUCAGUCUCAGUUCUAUAUUGAGAGUACAACUUUAGGUCUACAGUCUACAGGACUGAUGUCUUUCUCUCAGUUGGUCGUCUGGUGUGCACGUUGAUUUGUACAUGAGUCUGAGGUUCAAGAUUCCAGACUGCGGGUUGCAGUGGUCAGACCUGAUGGUGUAGUGUCAACUAUGAACUUCUACUUUUUGGAAUUGUCGUCAGUGGACAGUACCUGAUCUAGAGGCUAGAUCUGCAUAUAUUACCAGUUGUUGUUUUUGAGAUUGAAGGACUAUGUGAUCCAUUGAACUACUUAUUAUAGUUAAGGUAAUAUACUAUGUGUUUCAUAAUUAUAUGAAUGUUCUUUAUCUAAGGAGACUAACUGGAUCAUUGUAGAUUACAUAUUAUUACAUAUUGAUAUUUCAUACUAUUAUUAUCAGUCAUCAUGAAUCAGUCAUUUGUAAAUAUAUCACAAGAAUAAAUUUUAUUGUUAUUUACAUCAUACACUUAGUUGAUUAGUUUAUCUACAACUGUAGGCCUAUGUGUAUGAUGUGCUUGUCAGGCUGAACUUGAGCCAAAAUAUUAUAAGUUCAGAAAAUAAUAACAAUAAUAUAAAUUGAAAUAAUAUUUAAUAUUAAUAAAUAUUUGCAUUGGAAAUAUAUAAUAAUAAUUUGAUAAAUACAAGAAUACAAGAACCUGACAAGUAUUUUGGGGGCUCGUCUAAACUGUUAAAGGAGUUAUUUGAGGGAUUAUCUCAGUUAUAAUUUGUUAUAUUAUUGACAGUUGAAUAUUUGCUAAAUAAAUUUCUGUACUUGUAAAAGUAUAUUUUCAGAUUCUAGACACUUGUUUGUGUCACAUUACUAUUCAUAACGGUACUAUGUGAUUGUACCUUAUUACUCAGGAAAGGCAUCGUAUACAUUUUUUGUGUGAGACUUUAUUGGUGCCAUUGUAUCAUAUUGUUAUUGAUAACAUUGUAUCUUAUAUAUAAUUUUUUUUUUUAAAUUGAUACUAAUAAGAUAUAGUUUUGUUACAUGACAAACUGAUUGGUGGACCUAAAUUGGAGCUGUGAUCUGUUUGUUGGGAUUCUCAAGUUGUCCUGGUGUAUCUGGCUGUACCUUGUCAUCACUACUCUAUCUUCCUGGUGCUGAGGCAGAUUCUAUCUUCGCAGGAGAAAGCACAGCUAAGUGUAUUUUUUUUGGUUGCUAAUAGUAUAUCUUGUGCUCUAAUUAAAUUUUCCGAUUUGACCUGUUAAACUUAUAUUGUUUGGAAAUUCUAAGGAUGGAGACUAGGUUUUCUAUAAAUUCACAAUUUAUAGCGGAUGGGCAGGCGUUGGGUUUUACAGGAGCUGACUUGCAGAACUAUGUGAAAGAACAGAAGGAGGAAUAUGUCAAGGCAGAACAAGCAAGAUUGGAUAGGGAGGAACGGCUCAAGAAGGAACAAAGGGCGGAGGAGGAACGCAUAAAGAAGGAGGAGCAUGAACGAUGGAAAGAAAGGGAAGUAGUGGAAGCUAAAAAGAGGCAGGAAGAAUUGGAAUUGGCUAGACUUCAGGAGAAAAUUGUGGAGAAGGAGUUGCAGAAAGAAAGUAAAUCUGAAAACAAAGAAGGAGAACCUAAGAUCCAGGAUAAACAUAGGCAUAUAAUUGAUAAGUUGGACAAGAGUUUUCAGAAUAUGAAGGAAGAUGAGGAUUUGAUUGGUUUCUUGACUCUAUUUGAGGCGGUAGCAACAAGAUGUUGUAUUGAUAAGAAAAGUUGGGCUAUGUUGUUGUCGUACAAAUUGACGUCAAAACUCAAGAAUUUUAUGCUGCAAGAUGAUCUGUUUAAGAAGGAAAAUUAUGAUGAAGUAAAGGUUAUGCUAAUGAGACAGGCUGAUAUAAAUGGAGAAACGUGUAGGAAGAAAUUUCACCAAAUCAGACCCAAAGAAAAUGAUUUCAGGGGAUAUGUGGCAGAUUUGAAAAGGGCACUAGACAAUUGGAUGAAGAUGGCGGAGGUAAAGGAGACCAUAGAAGGCAUGAAAAAUAUGAUUGUGACAGACAGAUUAUUAGAGAGUGUUUCAGGAGAAGUGUAUCGUCAACUUAUAUUAAAUAAAAGUGAUAAUGUAGAAGACAUGCUACAAGUAAUUGAAAGUUUUAAGACUGCAAGUUCAACAAAAUCAUUAUGUAAAGAGGAAAAUGUGUAUGUAAUGGGAGCUGCUGAAGCCACAAGUCAGAAUUAUGCUAGUGACAGGAAAGUCAUAACUUGUUUUAGGUGCGGAAAAGUAGGUCACAGGUCAACGGAAUGUUAUGUGGGUGGAGCCGGAGUGAAACCAAAGCAGGUGACAUAUAAUAAGGAUGGACCAAGACAUGUGUCAGGCACAAGGAAUGUGUCAUAUGGAACUUACAGGAGGCAGUUUGAUACUAGAGGAAGGAGAAUGGUUGGAGGGAAUUGGAGAGGAGCUUACAAUGAUGUGAACCAUGGUGGAGGAAAUAACAGAAGGAAUUAUUCAGGUGUUGAUUAUACUAAGGAGAAAAACACAGACAAGUCAAAGAAAGUGCAAAACACAGACAGAUGCAUCAGAUAAAGGCAUUUCAGGUAUAUUAAGUCAGAUGAGAGAUGGUGUGUUACAUCCAGUGAAGUUUGUCAGUCGCAAGUUGUUGCCACGUGAACAGAAAUACUCUAUCCUUGAGCGGGAAGGACUGGCC
This is a messenger RNA of Biomphalaria glabrata, 2745 nucleotides long. RefSeq names its product golgin subfamily A member 6-like protein 22. The transcript is spliced from 2 exons. The record is from RefSeq and is a predicted model, not a curated record. NCBI's taxonomy places the organism in Eukaryota, Metazoa, Mollusca, Gastropoda, Planorbidae. The coding region runs from base 1347 to 2624 and encodes 425 amino acids. Gene Ontology annotation, molecular function: nucleic acid binding; zinc ion binding.